AUGGUACCGGCUUCCAGCCCCCUCGUCGUCCACCACCUUCGCCGCCGCCCUACCGCAACGUCUGUUCCUAUCCCGUCAACAAGCACUGGCCAAACUGCCCAGAGCAUACAAAGGCAGGGAGGGCACAAGCCGUUUGGCGGCGGCGGCCACCGCAGCCUCAUGCAUCGCCCAACAUACCCCCACGGCAACCCGUCGUUUGACGGCCCAGGCGCUCGAAAUAUUGUCGGUGAACCAGGACCAUCAACAAUACUCGCCGCCGCCGAGUACCCACCCCAUCAGCAGGCGUCACCGCUUCAGCAACGCGCCGGCCACAGUCUCCAACAUUUCUCAACCCACAACCAUGCACCAGGACACUUUCGAAGCCAGGCUUCUCCCACAACCCCAGCACACUUCCCGGCACAAUAUUCAUCUCCAGUCGUCAAAGUGGAGGGCGGCUUGGCCCACGGGGCUUCGGCGCCUCCUUUGUCGGCCACCGGCGCCACAGCACCACCACCCCCUACGAUUAAAAGGGUCGGUGGCAAGGCCAAUGUGUCAAGUGCAUGCGGGCCAUGUAAACGGGCUCACCUUGCAUGCGAUGUGGCACGACCGUGCAAGCGGUGCGUCAAUAUGGGCAAGCCAGAACAGUGUGAAGACGUUCCACAUAAGAAGCGAGGAAGGCCAAAGGUCAACAGGACGCCGGUUGUGGAGCCAUACUCUAAUCCUCGUGCCCCACGGCAGCCUGCAGUGGACACUGGAUCGACGGGCAAGUGGAAAAACCCACCGCCAUACGAGUCGCAGUAUGUCACGACAACGACGAGCUCGUCGUCCCACGCUCCUGGGACGCUGGGGACAAGAUUACCUUCACCCCCGCGCACGGCCUCCCUCGGGCCCAUGGUCGGGAUGAGCCCGAUGGAAUCAGCGGCGUCGAUGAGCCCCUUUCACAAUCCGCCACCAGAGUCUCUACCAUCGUCAAACAUGGGAUCGGCACAAGACAAUCUCUUUACCCUCUUUUGCAGCACCGAGCUCAAAAUUCUACGAGCAACGUCCCUUGCACAUUCUCUGACUGGCCACCAUCUGCACGAGUUUGCAAACGUAAACUUGUUGGACUGGUUGCACCCGUCGGACCGGCACCUGAUAGAGAUGGAACGGAGCCGGCUCGUGACCGUUCCUUACCUUGCAACACAACUCCAAUCAAGUCGAGAAACGCACGCCUCAAUCAUGGUACUCGGAGAACGCGAACUUUCGUCCCCCGCCGACGGAAUGCGAGACCCAUAUCCUCAUCAGAAUGUUCGUUUUCUUCGAUCGGAUGGCAGUUUUGGCCAUUUCAAUCUUCGACUUCAUCUCGGCGGCGGCUUGGGAGGAUCACUUUGGCAUCCCGACAGUCUGGGAAAAAUCUAUCUGGUUGUUUCCUGUCUUCAGAUCCACGAACGCGACCUUCCACCAGAGGCCAGUGGACGUCGACAACAGCCGGUUCCGUUGACUCCCGUGACUCCAAUGGCGCCUCCUCCGGCUCACCAGCUGCCUGGAUUUUCCUCUAUUGCAGCUGCGGCCGACGCACCACCUCGUCCAGAGACGGCCCCGGCCAUGCCAACUACCCAAUCUCCGUAUGGCUACACUCGCACAGGUGUUUCGACUCCAGUGCCCGCUAUGCCGCCACAGCAAUCCUAUAAUAUUUACGCUCGGGCGCCAUCGCAGCCAUUAUACUCUCCAGUUCAACCUCCUGGUCGAAGCUCACCCUCGACGAGCCAGGCGGGUUACCCUCCCCCUCUUCCACGAACGCCAGUGUACGGCGAUCCCAGUGGGGCGUACGCCCCCCAACCUUCUGGGUAUUACCAACCGCCGCCACAAGCGCCGCCUUACGACCCAAACAUUCGGCGAGACCCGGGAGCCGACGAGUGGUUGAGACGAGGCGGAGCCUCUGGCUCCAUGCCUCUGCCUCCUCCGACAGCCACCGAUUACUCGCGGCGAACCUGGGAGCUUUGAACGCCAAGGAUCCAUGUCCCUGCGUUCCACGGUGCCUCGAGUGCGCGUUCCAUCAUUCUUUCGUCCUGGCGCGAACCAAUCCGCUGUUCAGGUUGCUGUUUGUUCAGCGCUACUUGCUCAUUGGGAGCUGCUGCUGAUGUGGCUCCCACCCCCUAAUACGCGCGCGGAGGGUUUGCAUCAGAUCCAGUAGACCGACGACGACAACAUGCCGGAGGGUCUUCUGCGCCGCCGCCGCCUCUUGUUUACCCUAUCCCUACGUUCAAGGAGUUUUAUCAUUUAGAUACCUUGCACCCUUAUGGCCCAUUCCCCUUUUCUCCGAUGUAAGACAUUGCAGGG
Messenger RNA from Vanrija pseudolonga, 2298 nucleotides. RefSeq names its product Transcription activator of gluconeogenesis ERT1. The record is from RefSeq and is a predicted model, not a curated record. Gene Ontology annotation, molecular function: DNA-binding transcription factor activity, RNA polymerase II-specific; zinc ion binding. Gene Ontology annotation, biological process: regulation of DNA-templated transcription. NCBI's taxonomy places the organism in Eukaryota, Fungi, Basidiomycota, Tremellomycetes, Trichosporonales, Trichosporonaceae. The coding region runs from base 1 to 1962 and encodes 653 amino acids. The transcript has 5 exons.